This is a messenger RNA of Staurois parvus, 352 nucleotides long. Lineage: Eukaryota; Metazoa; Chordata; Amphibia; Anura; Ranidae. The record is from the annotation of a GenBank genome assembly.
UACUUUACCACUUCACUUACUGUCCGGCCGUUGUAUAUAAACGGCUGGACAGUAGCAGUGCAGGGGCGGGUGGACGUUUAUAAAUGGCCCCCUGCUUGUGCCCACUCCCUGGGAGCGCGCGCAGCACCACAAUCCGGUACCCGCUGUGUCCUCUGGACACUGGAACACUGAUCGUCGUACGGGACCUCUGUGCGAGGUCCCGAUCAUGUGAUCACGGAUUGGCCAAUAAGUGAUCACAUGCAGAAGUAGUAAGCAAGAUGUCACUUCUGACAUCAUUGCUUACUACGUGUGAAAUCUGUGAAUGACCACAGAGGUCACAUGGUACAGGGCUAUUCACAACAGCCUUGUACCA